Molecule: messenger RNA, 1320 nt
Organism: Thrips palmi
Lineage: Eukaryota; Metazoa; Arthropoda; Insecta; Thysanoptera; Thripidae
Product: putative protein TPRXL
Exons: 3
Coding region: 288-851 (187 amino acids)
Source: RefSeq, a predicted model, not a curated record
UCCGUCUGGCCGUCUGGCAGGCUGUCUCUCUCGCACUCGCCGGCCGGGCCGCGCGGCGCGAGAGAGACGCGAAGAAAGAAGGAGCACGCGUUGACGGUGUGUCGGUCCGCUGGGUCGCGCACGCGCUGACGAAACGAGACGUCCUGAAGCGGUGCAGGCCCCUCCAAUAUAAGCGACGCGCCGCAAACGGAGGGCAUUACAACCCCGACAGCAGCCAGGCAGCACAGCAGUGCAGCAGCUAACACAGCAGACAGUGAAGAGUGAAGCAGCGAAGCCAAGCCGACACGAUGUCCCACUUCAGCAAGCAGACCGUGGUGUUCGCGUCCGUGGUGGUGCUCCUCAUCAUGUUCCUGUUCCCCGUGGUGGUGGUCCGCCUGUUCAUCGUCUCACAGGGCUUCGACGGACUGCACCCCAGCCAGGUGGACGUCACUAUUAACCUGAAAUCCAAUGGGACGACCUGGAACAACACUGAUAGUGAAUCCUCCAGCUGGGCUCCAGUGCCCCAGUCCACUUUGUCCAGUGGCCUUCCAGACUCCAGCACCGCCUCUCCAGUGCCCCAGUCCACUUUGUCCAGUGGCCUUCCAGACUCCAGCACCGCCUCUCCAGUGCCCCAGUCCACUUUGUCCAGUGGCCUUCCAGACUCCAGCACCGCCUCUCCAGUGCCCCAGUCCACUUUGUCCAGUGGCCUUCCAGACUCCAGCACCGCCUCUCCAGUGCCCCAGUCCACUUUGUCCAGUGGCCUUCCAGACUCCAGCACCGCCUCUCCAGUGUCGCGUGGCCUUUCAGACUCCAAAAUCCGGGCCCACAACGGACUUCUCAUGAAGAGGCUUAUCCAGGCUUCUUCACAAUGAAGAUUUCACAGCAAAAACCCCAACACUGUUAAAAAUGUUCGAAACAUUUUUUCUUGAACAGUGUGGACUUUAAAUGCGCGAUGACUGUCCAAAAAUGUUGCCAACAUGGCACUGCUAAAAAUGCGCUCUGCAUUUUUAUGAUCAGUGUCGAUCUCAACGGCAUGAGGGCUUGACUGAUCCUACGAACGGCUUAAGAGCGCUCAGUGGUGCUCAAAAUAAUUAAUUGAUAGUUUGCUGGUCUGACAAGACCGCGUUCCGACUGACUAGCGAAUAUGUAUAAUGUUAAGUUAAUUUUAUCCCUAGGACACCCAGGUGCAGCAUGCCAAAAUGAUCUCACAAACUCCAUUCCGAUGUCAAAAUUAUGUCCAAUUGAUUCUAUCUGGAUUGUAGUGUGAUAUGGCUGUCAAAUUGGUCUGACUUUGACAUCACGUCUUGACUUUCGUGUUCUACCUGGGGCGAUGUCUUUAUG